Molecule: messenger RNA, 1275 nt
Organism: Halteromyces radiatus
Lineage: Eukaryota; Fungi; Mucoromycota; Mucoromycetes; Mucorales; Cunninghamellaceae
Product: WD40-repeat-containing domain protein
Exons: 4
Coding region: 68-1198 (376 amino acids)
Biological process (GO): Arp2/3 complex-mediated actin nucleation
Cellular component (GO): Arp2/3 protein complex; actin cytoskeleton
Molecular function (GO): actin filament binding
Source: RefSeq, a predicted model, not a curated record
CUUUUUCUUUUUUUCUUCAUCUACUUUCCCAACCUCAACAAUAAAGAGUUGACUGAUAGAGUCCUCCAUGUCUAAUCCUAUUUGUUACGAUAUUACAAACGCUCCCAUCACUGCCCAUUCGUUUAACCAAAACAAGUUGGUAGUUUGUCCCAAUACUAAUGAUGCCCAAAUCUACGAACAUGGUCAAUCAGCUUGGAAACUUGAAGCUACCUUGAAAGGUCAUGACAAGGUUAUCACAAGUAUUGAUUAUGCUCCCAAAACAAACCGUAUUGUUACUUGUUCUCAAGACCGCAAUGCUUAUGUAUGGACGCAAGAACCUGAUGGUACGUGGAAACCUGGUUUGGUUCUCUUGCGUAUCAAUCGAGCCGCUACCUACGUCCGUUGGUCUCCGAAUGAAGAUAAGUUUGCUGUAGCCAGUGGAUCGCGUUGCGUGGCUGUAUGCUAUUUUGAAGAAGAUAAUGACUGGUGGGCUUCCAAGCAUUUAAAGAAACCUAUUCGUAGUACGGUAUUGUCUUUGGAUUGGCAUCCUAACAAUGUGCUUUUGGCUGCUGGGUCCGCUGAUAUGAAGGCACGUGUGUUUUCUUCUUUCAUCAAAGGUCUUGACAAGAAGCCAGCUCCUACCGUUUGGGGAGAUAAGUUGCCUUUCAAUACGGUAUGUGCAGAAUUUACUAAUGGUCGUGGUGGUUGGAUUCAUGCUGUUGCUUUCUCUCCUUCUGGUGAUCGACUCGCCUUUGCUGGUCAUGAUGCCACUAUCAGUAUUGCUUCUCCUGCUACUGACGGUUCUGGUGUUCAUACAUUGAUGUCAGUGGAAGCAAUGUCUUUACCUUGUCGCUCUCUCAUUUGGGCCAAUGAACGUCAAAUUGUUGCUGCAGGGUUUGAUUGUGCUCCUCUAUUGGUUGAAACAAAGGAUGAUGUCCAUUGGCAAGUAUCAGGUUCUUUGGAUGAAUGCAAAAAGAAGACCACUUCUUCUUCUUCUGUUUUGAACAGAUUCAAGUCUAUGGAUUCACGUGGUCAAACAACUGAUAAGGAUACUGUGUUAUUGACAACCCAUCAGAAUACUAUAAAUGAAAUUCGUGUAUUCUCUGGUACUCGGGAUAACGUGACUCAAUUUUCGACUUGUGGUGUCGAUGGAAAAGUAGUGUUGUGGAAUUUCGAUCCUAGCUUUGUUGCCACUGAUUUAGCGAAUUUGAAACUUUAAAAUAAUACAAGUAGGAUAUAUUGUUGUUGUUUUUUAUUUUUAAUAAUAAACAAAUGAAGCGAGCAUAUUACUGAGGA